Onychostoma macrolepis is the source of this 1713-nucleotide messenger RNA. RefSeq names its product homeobox D10a (gene hoxd10a). NCBI's taxonomy places the organism in Eukaryota, Metazoa, Chordata, Actinopteri, Cypriniformes, Cyprinidae. The record is from RefSeq and is a predicted model, not a curated record. Gene Ontology annotation, biological process: regulation of transcription by RNA polymerase II. Bases 247 to 1242 code for a protein of 331 amino acids. Gene Ontology annotation, cellular component: nucleus. Gene Ontology annotation, molecular function: DNA-binding transcription factor activity, RNA polymerase II-specific; RNA polymerase II cis-regulatory region sequence-specific DNA binding. The transcript has 2 exons.
UCGCUGUUGACCACGUCUAAAACUUCAAACCAUGUCAGUGCGCCCACGUGAUGGGGAAGAGCCUGCGUCUCAAGGCCAUUUUCAAAUUUCAUUGGUGCGAGUGUCAUGUGGUUGCAGAGAGACUCUGUGGGUUAUACAGGGAUUGUUUUGCUAGAUAUGUCAGCUUACAGAGGAUACUUCUCUGCUUCUUAAAUAUAUAUACAUAUAUAUAUAUAUAUACAUAUAUAUAUAUAUAUAUUCUCCAAAAUGUCCUUUCCCAACAGCUCUCCUGCUGCAAACACGUUUUUGGUAGAUUCCUUGAUUGGCGCGUGCAGAACAGAUUUUUAUUCCAGCAGUAACAUGUACAUGCCAGCCACUGCAGAAAUGGGAACCUAUGGAAUGCAAACCUGUGGACUCCUGCCGUCUCUUGGCAAACGGGGGGAAGUAAACCACCAAAACAUGGGCAUGAACGUCCACUCGUACAUACCUCAAACUGAUAAUUGGGCAGAUCCAAGCAGGUCCUGCCGAUUAGAGCAACCGCUCAACCAGAUGUCCACCUGCACAUUUUCACAAAGCAUAAAAGAAGAAACUAACUGUUGUAUGUACUCCGACAAGAGAGCAAAGGUCAGUUCGUCCGAGAUUCCCGCGUACUCCAACCUGAUUCCCGAAACAUGUUCCGUUGAUAGUCCCGAGAUUCCGGUCCCUGGCUAUUUUAGGCUAAGUCAAACUUAUGCGACGGCGAAAAACCCGGACUAUGACAGCGAGACGAUGAGCCCGAACACUACGUUAAUGCAGCUGAACAGGGUGACUCCAAAGGCGCAGUCAACGCCCUUUGUCGAGGUGGAAAAGAAGCUUACGCACGAUCGGGACACAAGGAGCUCUUCCCCGGCGCAGAGUCCAGAGCCCAAAGUCAGCACGCUGGAGGAGAAGACUUGCUCAACUGAGGCGUCUGUCUCCAGCCCUGAAUUGCCACACAGAGAAGGCAAAGAAUCUAAAAACGACACACCGACGAGCAACUGGUUAACCGCGAAGAGUGGAAGGAAAAAAAGAUGUCCUUACACAAAACACCAGACCUUGGAAUUAGAAAAAGAAUUUUUAUUCAACAUGUACCUGACUCGGGAGCGCCGUCUAGAGAUAAGCAAAAGCGUCAACCUCACUGACAGACAAGUGAAAAUCUGGUUCCAAAACCGCAGGAUGAAACUUAAGAAGAUGAGUAGAGAAAAUCGUAUUCGUGAACUCACAUCCAAUCUCACUUUUUCGUGAGCAUGAAAACAAGAGCAUUUCAAAAACUUACCUCCCCGUUUCGAUCCAUCUGUGUUCUCCUGUAUAAUGUUGACAUGAGGGCAGUGUGCAUUGUUUUGGCUACUUUCACGUUCCAAUGUUGUGAUCGUUGCUAAAUCUUUGUCAUUUGUUGCUACAUCUUUGAUUGCAUUUGAAAUGUGAAGCCUUGUGUAUUUCAGUAUGUUUCACAAGGUAUACAAUUGGUGUUAGGUCUUAACUUAUAUAAUAAGGUAGAAACAGACUGUUCCGAGCGGUCUUAUUUCAGCGGGGACAAAGCAAAAAUGUCGCAGAAACAUUUGCGCUAAAAAAGGACAUUAAAGCACAUUUGAAAGUAAAGGGUACCCAUUAUUUCUCUUGUGAAAACGUACAUUUACCUGAAAUAGUUACGUAUAAAGUUUUCUGUAUAAUAGAUGUUUAAAUAUGUCUGUAUCAGUGCAUGUUUGUGGCAUGUGG